AUGAUGAUUCAUUCAGGUGGUGGGUACUGGGAUUGCCAAAACAAACCUAAGACAAGUCAUCAAGGUUGUCUGCCAAAUCAUUCUUCUUCAUCACCGACUGCCACCAUUCACAGAAGUGGGAGGGAUCGCCAAAACAAACCUAAGACGAAUCGUCAAGGUUGUCUGCGGAAUCAUAGGGAUUGUAGGUCGUCUCAUCAUUCUUCUUCAUCACCGACUGCCACCAUUGUUGCUGCUCACCAGUCUUCUCAUCAUUCUUCUUCAUCACCCACUACCACCAUUGUUGCUGCUCACCGGUCUUCUCAUCAUUCUUCUUCAUCACCGACUGCCACCAUUGUUGCUGCUCACCGGUCUUCUCAUCAUUCUUCUUUAUCACCCACUGCCACCAUUGUUGCUGCUCACCGGUCUUCUCAUCAUUCUUCUUCAUCACCGACUGCCACCAUUGUUGCUGCUCAUCAGCUUUCUCCAACAAAGGAACUACGUGCUGCGAUGAUGAGGAAAUGA
This is a messenger RNA of Ipomoea nil (Japanese morning glory), 501 nucleotides long. Its product is annotated as putative protein TPRXL. NCBI's taxonomy places the organism in Eukaryota, Viridiplantae, Streptophyta, Magnoliopsida, Solanales, Convolvulaceae. Bases 1 to 501 code for a protein of 166 amino acids. The transcript has a single exon. The record is from RefSeq and is a predicted model, not a curated record.